Echinostoma caproni is the source of this 480-nucleotide messenger RNA. The record is from the annotation of a GenBank genome assembly. NCBI's taxonomy places the organism in Eukaryota, Metazoa, Platyhelminthes, Trematoda, Plagiorchiida, Echinostomatidae.
AUGUUCGACUCUGGUUUCUCGUCUGCACUGCUCCUCUUAGCCGGUUUGGGCAGCCUGACCGGUGAUAUGUGCGUGUGGAACUUCAGGCAGUACGAGAAGUUGUCCACAUUCAAAACAUCCGAUGUGACAGCUGUAUCUUGGUUCAACGAUGGCGAACAUUUGCUCCUGUCGACCACAACUCCAAGACUGCGAGUCAAUAACGGUUUUGGCGUUUGGCAUUACGGUGGAAAACGAUUAUUGUUUGAAAAGGUCGCUCCACGAGCCGUUCCUCGACCUGCCACUUUCGAUCUCCCAGCCGCCACGGAACAUGAAUUGUACGAAGUUCAAGUCGUCCCACAACACCCACUUCCACCUGCUCCCAAGCCGAAAAAAUUCGAUCAGGUUCGUGUUCGUUGGGCCCCGGUUGUCCGUCGUCUGAGACUGUUGGUUAAAAGUGAUUUUUUUCUAUUUGCUACCUGUAAUGCGUUCUUCCCAGACUGA